AUGAGACCUGAUAAGAUAUCGUUUGUUGCUAAAUCAGAUUUGCUCAUUUGUGCAUUUGGGUCACAAUAUAUGAAAAAUCAUAGAGAAAUGCAUUUUGUGAAUGUAAUUUCUAGAAAAAUGAGAGAACUAGCUAAAUUGUUAAUUGAAAUAAGAAAAAAAGAUCAAUCGGUGAAAGAUUUAUUAGGUGCACUUAAUCCGAAAUAUUAUGAUCUUAUAGUGUCAGCUACAAAGGUUGUAGGUAAAUAUGACUCGGAAAAAGAUAGAUUUGAUUCGCCUACAUUUGCAAUGAAUAUUUCUACUAGCAUAAAGCAGUGCUGCAAUAUAGCAUUUAUGCUUGCAUUAAAAAAACAAGGGCCAUACAUGGAAGUAAACACUGCUGAAAUAGAAGCGGGCCUCAAAACUUUGAUACACCUUAUAGAUUCUAAUUGGAAAUAUGAUGUUUCAAGUCAGGCUGCGUCCGAUCUAAACAAAAAAAAGUGGAAUAAAGUUACCAUAAUACCUUUAGCAAAUGAUUUAAAAAUUUUAAAAAAAUUUCUUAACAAACACGCUGAAGAAGCUGCCAAUAAAAUUAAAGAAGGUUCUUAUCACCUUGGGGUAUACAUACAAUUAUUAGAGACAAUAUAUUGCAGAGUUUUGCUACUGAAUCGGCGCAGACCUGGGGAACUUCAAAGAAUUACGCUACAUGAUUACUUGGAAAAUGACCUAAAUACUUCUGAAAAAUAUGAAGAAUUCGAUCGAACGCUAAGUGCAUCUGAGCGAGUUUUAGUAAAAACAUUUAAACGAGUUGUUGUUAGAGGCAAACGAGGACGUGAGGUUCCCGUGUUAUUUAGUAAAGAAGUUCAAGGUGAUAUAAAACUUCUGCUUACAAUAAGGGACAAAUUUGUUUCUACAACAAAUAAAUUACUGUUUGGGAACCCAGGAUUUGAGAACUCGAUAUAUGGGUAUAAAGUUUUGGAAAGGUACUCGAGAUUAUCUGGAGCAAAAAAUCCGAAAGCAAUUUCUUCCACAAGACUGAGAAAACAUUUAGCGACGCUAUCACAAAUAUUUAGUAUGUCUGAAAAUGAUCUGGAACAAUUAGCUACGUUCAUGGGGCAUACUAAUGAAGUUCAUAAGAAAUCGUAUAGAUUGCCAGAUGAUGUGUAUCAAACUGCUAAAAUUUCAAAACUUCUAAUACUUAUGGAAGAUGGAAAAGCAGAUGCUUAUAGAGGGAAAGGUUUAGAUGGAAUAGAUUUAGAUCUAAAUGAAGAAUUGCAGGAAGAAGAAAAAAUUGUAAAUGAUGAUAUUUUAGAUUUCGAUUUACCCACACCACAAUUGUCAGUUGAAAAUUCUUGUGUACAACCUGGAAUUUGGAUUGAAAAUAAAAUAUCUGAACCUAAUCACCAGGUGAUGACAAUAACAGAUAAAAGAAUUGAAAAAGGGAAAAAGAGAAACUUAGUACCCUGGUCUAUGGAACAAAAGAAAGUUGUUACCAAAUUUUUCAAGAGCCAUAUACAAAAUAAAAAACCUCCCAGAAAAUUAGAAUGCGAAAAUUUAAAAGGACAAUACCCAGAACUGUUACAAAAUAAAGACUGGCUCAAAAUUAAAGUUUUUAUUCAAAAUAUUUAUUCUAAAAAAUAG
Molecule: messenger RNA, 1617 nt
Organism: Galleria mellonella (greater wax moth)
Lineage: Eukaryota; Metazoa; Arthropoda; Insecta; Lepidoptera; Pyralidae
Exons: 1
Coding region: 1-1617 (538 amino acids)
Molecular function (GO): DNA binding
Source: RefSeq, a predicted model, not a curated record